Fimicolochytrium jonesii is the source of this 3878-nucleotide messenger RNA. RefSeq lists its product as uncharacterized. Gene Ontology annotation, cellular component: transcription factor TFIID complex. Lineage: Eukaryota; Fungi; Chytridiomycota; Chytridiomycetes; Spizellomycetales; Powellomycetaceae. Gene Ontology annotation, biological process: transcription by RNA polymerase II; RNA polymerase II preinitiation complex assembly. The record is from RefSeq and is a predicted model, not a curated record. The coding region runs from base 186 to 3878 and encodes 1230 amino acids. Gene Ontology annotation, molecular function: RNA polymerase II general transcription initiation factor binding; TBP-class protein binding; histone acetyltransferase activity. The transcript has 4 exons.
CCGGCAGACAUUCCCGCCCAAGACUCGAUAAGGAUACCCGCCAACGGCACCCACCAGAACCCGCCUUUGACCUUGGGAUACACACCUGCAUAAGCCAGCGACUGAAAAAAAUGCGGGCGGUACACAUAGCGUAGUUUCUUCUAUUUUGGCGAAGCAGUCCUUGUUUUGUACAGAAAACCUUCAGGAUGUCAUCUCUAUACCACUUGUUUGGAAAUGUUGACGAGAAGACUGGUCGUUUGCAAGAAGAUGCCGACUUGCCGGAGGAACUUCGAGAGACUCUGGAGGAUUCCGGGGACUACCUGAGUGCUUUGUUGGGAGGCGACUUCGGGUUAGGAGGGGACAGCGAUGGGCAGGAUGGGGCACGAGCUGGCGGAGAAAUCGUGCAGCCAAACCUGGACGCGGAGGACUUUUCCGGGAUCGGCAACGAAGAUCUAGCCGAAGAUGACGUCCUCAAGGAUAUACCCUUGCCGCAGCCUGCCAUACAGAUGCCGUCUCAGCUUCCACCGACAUUGAUGACACCAAAGUCCAUAUCCUCAGAACCGCAUCUGAAUGGGGUAAACGGGCACAUGGAUCACGCCGCCGAACGACAACCCCAUGCCGACGAGAUAUACGACGAAGCCCGACUGGCGAGGCUGUUUCCGGGUUACGAUGCUUCGUUUAUGCACUUCAGCACGAUGUUUACUGCUAGCAUGGCUAGGAAACCGAAGCCUGUGAAAAAGAUGGGGCGGAUGAAACAGUCGGUUCGGAACGUGCCGUAUUUUGUAGCGCGCGAUGACCGGGAGCUGUUCGAUCAGCAGCUGCCAUCACAGCUGCCACGGGCAGAAGGAAGGGUCCGUGAGGUGGCGUUGGAAAGUUUAGAGCCGGCAUCACCAGACUCUGCAAAGGAGGAACCUGAACCUUGGCUCGAGGACUUGCAUCCUGCCCUAUAUCCUGUGCUUCUGGAGACGUGGGAGGACCGGAUAUUGUGGGAGGAUGACGAAUCAGAUCAUGUAUCUUCUGAGCGCGGUCCGCAAAAGAGCAUUGUCGAUAGAUUCGCCCUGCGAAAUUAUGACUUGGAGGAGAUGAAUUGGGAGGACGAUGUGCACUGGGACAGUCCAGAUGACACUGCCGCUUCACCCCUCGAGCCAAACCCGUCCGAAACGCCUCACACUCCGGCGGUCGCGCAAAAGCAAACAACAUCCCGAUGGCGAGAUAACCGAAGCGAUGCAUCAAAUGCCUGGAAACUAAAACGAUUCAACAUCUCGCAUGACCGGUACUACGAGAACGAAACAGCCGUUGGCGCCGAUCGCGUGCGACAAACAUACGGCCCAGCAACCCUGCAGCACGCACUGCCCGCUAUCAAACUGCACCCACAGUGGUACAAGUACAACCUAUCAAAAAAAGAGCUGCGCUCCUUCCAUCGACCAGGUCUGCGAUUCACGCAAGGCAAUACGAUUCGCUUCACACGGGUACGCCUAAAAAAGAAGAAAUCGAAGGGCAAGGACACCUCGGAUAUGAUGCGCAAUCCGAGCGAUAUCACGUUAAAAGACGCGACUGGAUACGCUUUACUAGAGUACUCGGAAGAAUACCCCCCGAUUCUGAUGAACCCCGGGAUGGCAACAUUGAUAUACAACUACUACCGGAAGUCGAGCGCCAAGGACACCACGCUCCCGCAGAUGGAGAUGGGGACGCCAUUCCUGUUGGAAGAAGUGGACGCAUCACCGUUCCUCGGCUUCGGAGACGUCGAACCGGGGGAGACCUUGCAGGCCAUCACCAAUAACAUGUUCCGCGCCCCCAUCUUCGAGCACCGAGCGAGCGACACGGACUUCCUCGUCAUCAAACAGACCUUCCACGGCGAAACAAAGUACUUCCUGCGCGAGAUCCCCAACCUCUUCACCGUCGGGCAGACCUACCCCCUCCAAGAAGUUCCGCGCCCGCAAUCGCGCAAGAUCACACAAACGAUCAAAGGCCGUUUGCAAGCGGUGACGUUCCGCAACAUGCACAAAGACCCGUUCAAACGGCUGAAAUACGACUCGAUCGUGAAGCUGUUCCCGCAUUUCACCGAGACGCAGCUGAAGCAGAGGUUGAAGGAGUUUGCGCAGUUUGCGAAGAAGGGGGAGAAUACUGGGUGGUGGAAGUUGAAGCAGGGGGUCAGGUUGCCGAAUGAGGAGGAGAUUAGGCGGUUGGUUACGCCGGAGAUGAUCUGUUUACAGGAAAGCAUGCAGACCGGCCAGCAGCGUUUGACAGACAUCGGAUACUCUGACAUCGCCGCCAUGGACGAUGAGAACGACGAAGACGAAGCCACGGGCGACAUCGAGGUGCAGCUCGCGCCAUGGACGACGACCAAGAAUUUCGUCUCGGCUAGCCAGAACAAAAGCAUGAUCAAGCUCUAUGGCCCCGGCGACCCGUCCGGCCGCGGGGAAGCCUUCAGUUUCAUCCGCGCGUCCAUGAAGGAGCCGUUCCUGCGUUUUGGGGAGAGUGCGGAAGACCGCGCGGAACGGGAGAGUCUCAAACCCAAAGGAUCGCAUCGGUUCUCGUUUGCGGAACAGCAGCAGGUGUAUCGCGAGGAGAUCAAACGCAUUUGGGCGGCCCAGCUUGCGUCGUUACGCGCUACGGACCCGCCUGUUGAUGAAGGCGAGGAGACACAGUUUGACAUCGAGGCGCUGAGUUCGCGACAACAGCAGAUGGAGAUGGCCGAGGAGGAUGAGCGAAGGCGGCAGUACAGUGGCGGGUACAGCGAUCAACGUCUCACGGACCCAGGUGCAGCAGGGCAGACCCGUCCCCCCGCCACGGCCUCCGAAGGCAACCACCUCGAUUCGGACUCGGACAUCUUCUCCGACGACGACAACCACCGCGCCCCUUCAACCACCCGCGACCGCGAACAAGACGACGCAACCUCCAUCGCCGAAAGCGGCACCAGUUACGGCCAACAAGGCCGCAGCAAACGGCUCACCAUCCGGCGGAUCUACCGCAACCCGACCACCGGCGAAGAGGAGGAGAAAUCGGAGGUCAUCACAGAUAUGAAAAUCAUCAACGCGUACCUACGCCAGCGCGCGAUUAUUGAGAGCCAGGAGGCGGCCGAGAAGCAGCGCGGGGAGGACAACCCUGAGACGGAGCGACGGCGGAAACGGAAGAAUGUGCAGGAUCAUGUGAUGCAGAUGAAGGAGGGGAAGAGGAGGCGGGCGUAUAGGGAGGCGCAUGAGGAGGAGCCGGCGCAUGAGCCGUUGGUGUUGAGGAUCCGGAAUCCGUCUCUCGCAAACGCCCAAGCCGGCCACCUCUGGCCCCCCGACCACUCCGACACCAACCCCACCCACCGCAAACGCGGCUCCGUCCACUACGCCCACCCAUCCGUCGUCGAAGACUACCUCCUUCCCCACCACCCGAAAUCUUACGGCGGCCGCCGCCGCGCCAACUCCGAAGUCGAGCUCUCAUCCACCCUCGAGCGCAUCAUCACCGACCUCGUGGCCAACCCGGACGCGUAUGAAUUCUGUAGACCGGUUUCGGCGGUGCAUGUGCCGGAUUACUAUGUGAUUGUGAGGAAGCCGAAGACUUUGGAGCAGAUUCGGGAUGAUGUGAAAAACUACCUCUACAAAACCCCCUCGGAAUUCAUGCGCGACCUGCACCUCGUCGCCAACAACUGCCGCCUGUACAACGGAGCCCACCACCCGCUCACGCUGAUCGCCGAUUCCCUCGUCGCGCGCGCCAAUACGCUGUUGCUCAAUGCGCCGGGGAGUGGGUGGACGGGGGUCAUGGAUCCGCAGGAUGAGGAGGACUCGAGGGCGGCGUUGCCGCCGGGGGUCAGUGGGAGAGGGGCUGGGGCGGGAGUGGAUGGGGGAGCGGUGAAGAUGGAGGAAGGGGUGGUGAAGAGGGAGGAGGAGGGUGGGGAGGGUGGAGUGUAA